Molecule: messenger RNA, 4665 nt
Organism: Bombyx mori (domestic silkworm)
Lineage: Eukaryota; Metazoa; Arthropoda; Insecta; Lepidoptera; Bombycidae
Gene: bor
Product: ATPase family AAA domain-containing protein 3A homolog
Exons: 9
Coding region: 834-2729 (631 amino acids)
Biological process (GO): mitochondrion organization
Cellular component (GO): mitochondrion
Molecular function (GO): ATP binding; zinc ion binding; ATP hydrolysis activity
Source: RefSeq, a predicted model, not a curated record
ACAAAUAUUGAUAUCGAUUUUAUUGUUUGUUCAAUAUCUACGAUGGGUCACCGAGUUGCCACCGGUCGGGCGGGUACGGUUCCAGGCGGUCAAGCUCACGAGAGAUUUUUGUGCCGAUUCGUAGUUUUGCUUAUUUCUUUAAAAGGAUAAAACGGUAAAUAACAAACAGAAAUCUAUUUUAAGGUGUUUAAUGGUACUAUAAUAGGUAGUUAUACAAAAUAUUAUAGUUGGAUUGCACUGACUCAUUUAGUACUAAGCGAGUUGAGGUAUUGUAUUUCCGUAGAUAGUUUCUUACCAAAAUACAAAUAAAACGGUAAUAAAUAAGAUGUAAAAGUACGGCGGAUAAAAGAUUAAGUAGGUAGGUAUCUUAUUUCUGCGCUUGUAUAGAACGAAUUUGAGUCAAAAAGUCUAAGCCCACAUACACCACGUCUGAGAUAGUAAUGCGAGCGUAAAACACGAGUCUCCGUGCGGAGGUAAUUAUAGUUCGUCCAGUUUUAGUGCGUUCCGCCGUAUUUUUUUACUAUCUUUAAUAUUUUUUAUUGUCUUUAAAUUUAUAUAAUUAUUUUUUGUUUUUAAGCGAUUGGAAACUUCCUCAUUCUUUAUAUCAACAGAAGAUAUAAAAGAUUAGGCUGUAUGGUGUGAUACCUUGGCCUUGUUUGUUGGAAAAUAGAAUUACUGCCUACUUUCAGUUUGACAGUUUGUGGUUUGACCACUCCGGCUGUCGUGCCUUCCAUAGCCGCUACUCUACUAGAUAUCAUCAGUUUUGUGAACAAUCGUGUUUCUUAUGAAAGUAGUUUACUAACACAACUUGAAAAUUAUUUACUGAAGUCACGAUGUCGUGGCUAUUUGGGUACAGUUCAAAACCUCCACAACCUCCUCCUUCGGACGAUCCACCAGCCGAUGGGGUUGGUGUUGCCGCACCUUCUACUAACCUUUCUAAAUCAGAGAGGAAAGCCAUGGAAGCCUACCGGUUUGAUUCAAGUGCCCUAGAGCGAGCUGCAUCGGCUGCAAAAGAGCUGGAACGAUCAAGACAUGCAAAAGAUGCUUUGGAGCUUAGUAAACUUCAGGAAAGUACUCGACAACAGGAGCAAAUGGCCAAGAUUAAGGAAUAUGAAGCAGCCAUUGAACAAGCUAAAGUAGAACAAAAGAAAGUUGAUUAUGAAGAAAGACGAAAAACAUUACAGGAAGAAACAAAACAGCACCAAAUGAGAGCUCAAUACCAAGAUCAAUUAGCUAAAAAACGUUACGAAGAACAACUUGUACAACAACAGAAAUCUCAAGAAGAAAUUCUCAGAAAACAAGAAGAGAGUGUAGCAAAACAGGAAGCCUUAAGGAGAGCUACUAUAGAACAUGAAAUGGAGCUGCGAGAGAAAAAUAAAUUGAGAGCAAUAGAAGCAGAAGCUCGAGCCAAAGCGCAGGCUGACAGAGAAAAUCGAGACAUAAAUCUUGAACAAAUUAGACUAAAGGCUGCUGAGAACAGAGUUACUAUUCUAGAAAGUAUAAAGACAGCUGGGAGCGUAGUAGGUUCUGGUCUGAAUGCAUUAGUGACAGAUUGGGAUAAAACUUUAGCUGCUGCAGGGGGUUUGUCAUUAUUGGCACUUGGUGUUUAUUCAGCAAAGGGAGCCACAUCGGUUGCAGCUAGAUUCAUUGAGGCUCGCAUUGGAAAACCCACACUUGUUAAUGAAACCUCAAGAUUUUCAUUGUUAGAGGCAGUUAAACAUCCUAUAUUGACAGUUUCAAAAGCUGUUUCGAGUUUUAGAAAACCUCAGGAUGCUCUGGCUGGUGUAGUUCUAGCUCCAAAUCUGGAAAAAAGAUUGAGAGACAUUGCGAUUGCUACAAAAAAUACUAGAUUGAAUAAAGGUUUUUAUAGAAACUUGCUCAUGUAUGGACCUCCUGGAACAGGAAAAACAUUGUUUUCCAAGAAACUUGCAAAACAUUCUGGUAUGGAUUAUGCCAUAAUGACGGGUGGUGAUGUUGCUCCUAUGGGCAAAGAUGCAGUAGCAGCUAUCCAUAAAGUAUUUGACUGGGCAAACACCAGCAGGAAAGGUGUUCUUGUUUUCAUUGAUGAAGCAGACGCAUUCUUGAGAAAACGUUCUUCAGAAAAAAUCAGUGAGGAUUUAAGAGCAGCAUUGAAUGCAUUCCUCUACAGAACUUCUGACCAAAGCAGCAGGAUUAUGUUGGUUUUGGCCUCGAACACACCUCAACAAUUUGAUUCUGCUAUCAAUGACCGUCUCGACAAAAUGAUUGAAUUUGGUUUGCCAGCUCUUGAAGAGAGAGAAAGAUUGAUUCGCCUUUAUUUUGAUAAAUUUGUUCUGCAACCAGCAUCUGAAGGAAAGAGACGAUUAAGCGUUGAUCAAUUUGACUAUGGUGCUCUGUGUUCGACCUUGGCAACGAGAACAGCUGGUAUGUCUGGUAGAGCACUUUCAAAAUUGGGUGUGGCAUGGCAAGCCGCCGCCUACGCCUCUGAUGAUGGUCGUCUCACCGAACAAAUGUGUAUCGACAUUUGUGAUGAUGCUGUCAGAGAUCAUCGGCAAAAGAUGGAGUGGCUAUCAGCUGAAGAGAAAAGUCGUAGUAUGAUGCCAUAUUUAUUAGACUUGCCCCCCUUAGAUACCAAGGAUGAUACCUCGAAUAAAAUUAAUGUUAUAGAAAAAGAUACCAAUGAUGAUAGUACCAAGAUAAAGCCCAAAUCUAAGGCAAAGGUAGCAAAGGAAUUUGAUAAAGAUAAGUGACACUUAACACUAUUAGUCACAAAAAAGCCAGCAGAAUUAAAUGAAAUGUGUUCCACCAACAAAGUAGAUAAUAGUACCCAUGAAACUCAUGAAGCCAAUUUUGACUUUCGCAUUUCUAAACCAUAUACUUACGUACAACUAAGUGAUAGUGAAAUAAAACAAAUGCAACACCUUUCAAGACAAAUGAAAAUAAGAUUGACAAAGAGCAAAUAGAAAAUUGGACUUCAAUUUCAUAGAAUAAUAAUUGUAUGAUGCCAUUUGCAGCUACUUAAUGCGAGUUUGAAAAUCUGCAAUCAUUAAUAGUAUAUAAAAAUUGCAUUCCUGAAUCGAAUAAAUUAAAAUUCUAAAAAUAAUUAGCUAUAUAUUUACAUAUAUUUAAAAAUGCAUUUUAAAGUUUCAAAAUAAACUGAAGCAAUGGAACAUGGUGUUAAAAUAUAAUAUUUGUUGAAAAGAGGCCUUCACAUGUGCGGGGUUAGCUUAAGCUUGUUAUUGUUGUUACACGCUUGGUAAUUUAACUGUUUAAAAUCUGGGCAAGGUAACUUGAGUAAUAUUUUUAAGUCUUAUGGUCUUCAUUUAAUUUUGAUGUACGUAUAUGUACGAAUAUCCCUGCUAUUUGAUCAAGAUGUGCAUAUGUUGAGUGAAUUUAAUUUCUUAGUAUUAGUAAAAUAACCUGUUUCUUUUGAAAGGUUAAUUAAACUAAUCAAAGUUUAAAUAAUCUAGUAAAUCUACCAAACAAUUUUCUGAAUUUUUUGGUUCAUUGAUGAUUUCUUAAAAAAAAACAAUCUUAUUUGUGAGCUAAUUAGAAGCUUAGGAUACAAGAGAGUCAAGGAUUUCCAAUAUAAAAUCGCAAUCUAAAAUAGUGAAAUUGCAAGUGUUAAAUAUAACCAAUAUCGACUCGAAAAUCUAUAGGUACUUUGUUAGCUUUUUUUGACCUGGCCAUCCUGCCCAUGAAUAGUUAAAUUUUCAAUAUCAUUAAUCCAUACUUUGCCUUCGCAUAAUGAAUCAUUGCUACAACAAACAAUUGAGCAACUCUUAAACAACACUUAGGGUACUUAGGGGUAUAAAUUCUGUAAUUGAAAACAAUGAUAAUUUUAAUAAUUGAUUAUUUAGUAAAGACGCUAAUCUGAUUCUGCCUUAUUUAGAAUUAGUAUGGCAAUAAAUGGUAAUGGUGAUAAAAUGAAAAUAAAAAACCUCAGAUAAAUAUAUAUAUAUAUAUAUAUAUAUAUAUAUAUAUAUAUAUAUAUAUAUAUAUAUAUAUAUAUAUAUAUAUAUAUAUAUAUAUAUAUAAAUAUAUUUUUCAUAUUAGCAGCAUUGUAGUUAGUGUUGAAACACAAAUGUUUUCUUUAAAGCUAUAAGUUAUUACUGACUACGACUAAAAUGCAAUUAAUGAUUAUAAGUUUGAGAAUUUGUAAGCCCAAGUUUAUGAAAAAUUCACGCGCGUUGUUCUCGGCGAGUUCAUAUUUAUGCCUUAAAGCGUGCCUUUAGCACACACGAACAUCUUUAUGCGUUUGAAAACUACUCUUCCGAGCACAUCGCGCGCGACUUUUAUCAGCACACCUUACGCUACCUUACUGACAUCGCAGUUGCAUUUCAACCUUGAACACGUAUAGUACAAAAUUUUCGGACCAUGCCCAAUAGCUCACAAUGCGUACGUAAAUAAACAGGGCGUGAAUAGUUGCAAGGUUUCACGUAUAAAAGAAACUAUUCAUAAUGUGAGUGUAAAAAGUAUGAAUGUUACUUAAAGUUAGAGAUUGCACAUUUGCCUUUGAUUCAUAUUUGACAUGGAGAAUGGGAUGCGCACUAGUUGAACGCAUUAAAAUUGUUAAUGGCUCUGAAAAAGGAGAUAUUGUGGUAGAACUCAAGCAAUAAAUAAUAUUAUUUGGCUGGUGUUAACUGUUAUAAAUUAGUUACUAUUAGAAAAUUGUUAUAUUGCAAA